Messenger RNA from Alternaria alternata, 1406 nucleotides. RefSeq names its product S-adenosyl-L-methionine-dependent methyltransferase. Bases 158 to 1000 code for a protein of 280 amino acids. Gene Ontology annotation, biological process: rRNA (guanine-N7)-methylation. Gene Ontology annotation, cellular component: nucleolus. Gene Ontology annotation, molecular function: rRNA (guanine) methyltransferase activity. The transcript is spliced from 2 exons. NCBI's taxonomy places the organism in Eukaryota, Fungi, Ascomycota, Dothideomycetes, Pleosporales, Pleosporaceae. The record is from RefSeq and is a predicted model, not a curated record.
CCAAAAAGUCGUCGAACUCUUGGCUUGAGUGAAUCGACCAACCGACACAUCACGCUCGCUUCCCACAGUUCCCUUGCAGCCCCCAGUCGCACAAGUCAAAGCGAACCAAAGAGUACUGCGCUUGUUGCAGAGAGAGUCACAGCCCACAACCGCAACCAUGUCGCGCCCCGAAGACAUCCUACCCCCCGAUCUCUUCUACAAUGACUCGGAAUCGCGAAAAUACACAACCUCUUCGCGUAUCCAGAAGAUUCAAUCCACAAUGACCCAUCGCGCCCUCUCCCUUCUCGCACUUUCCUCGCCCUCCAUGAUUCUCGACAUUGGCUGCGGCUCCGGUCUUAGUGGCGAGAUCCUGUCGCAAACCGCAGAACAAGGCACACCUGGCGGCCCACACGUAUGGAUUGGCUUUGACAUUAGCGCAUCCAUGCUGGGCGUUGCGUUGGAGAAAGAGGUAGAAGGAGAUUUGCUGCUAGCCGACGCAGGCCAAGGUGUACCGUUCAGACCAGGAACCUUCGACGCUGCCAUCAGUAUCAGUGCAGUCCAAUGGCUGUGUAACGCUGAAACUAGUGAGGAGAGUCCUGCGGGCAGAUUAUCGAGGUUCUUCAACCAGCUCUAUGCGAGUCUGAAGAGAGGAGGGAGGGCUGUCUGUCAGUUCUACCCAAAGAACGAUGCACAGAAGAAAAUGGUGGCGCAGGCAGCCAUCAAGGCCGGUUUCGGUGCGGGUCUUCUUGAGGAUGACAUGGGAACCAAGAGCGCAAAGACAUAUCUUGUCCUAACUGUGGGCGGAGGAGCGCUCGAUGGCGACAUCACAGGUGUUGUGAGGGGCAUGGAAGGCGUUGACGUCGAUGAUGCACGAAGAAAGGCAAAGGGCAUGAAGAGAGGUGAAGAACGCAAGGGCAGCAAAGCAUACAUCAUGAAGAAGAAGGAGCAGAUGGAGAGGCAAGGCAAGGUUGUCAAGGCGUCGUCCAAGUACACUGGCAGGAAGAGGAGGAUCCAAUUCUAGAUAUACCCACGACACCAUCAUCACGAUGUUACGCAUAGCACGGAGUUCUGGUUUUGGCAUUUUCAGGAGGGUAUAAGAAUGGUCAAUUCAAUCAUGCAGCAUGCUAUAUACCACCUACAAGUACAGCUCUAUUCACAUUCCAGCUGGUAGUUGUACAAGUGCCAUUGCGUCCAAUCGUUAAGAAAAUGUGUUAUUGCUCCCUAUCAUAGGUUAACCCAAUGUGAGCCGAGGCCUAGAUUUGACGGUAUCAUCGCGCUAGAUCAAAGCUUAGCAAACACGAAGACCAUGAUGGUUAAAUCAUGCCUUCUCCAUCUGGUUCAGAACUGCGCGGGUGAACUCGUGGGUGGUGGUGUUGCCUCCCAUGUCGCGUGUGCGGGCAGUGCUAGAGAAUGUUAGUCAUGGAUUA